AUGGGCACGGGCGCCGCCGGACAGUCGAAGAUCGCCUCGCGGACGAGUGGAUGCAGCGGCGCCCGCCAGGGGCUUUGUUUGCGCCUCACAAAAGCCGUCCCGCAGCAGCCGGUGGGCGGACGGUGGACAGACCGCGGCUACCAGCUGCCGUCCGCCUCCUCAGACCGCGGGCCGCCCACGCUGUGUUCGCGCAGAAAGGACGCACUUUUGCAAGGGACGCUAGUGGCACCACCUUUCACCGGCGAGCUGCCUCAGUUUACCCCGCUGCCGUUAGAUGGCAUAUGUGCCCUCAGCGCUCUAUCAUCUCACUGCUUGCUUUGUACAGGUCGUUGCGGCCGCGGCAGCCCGUGCGAGCAGCUGUGCUACGAACUGCACGACGGCAUGUUUGAGUGCGACUGCAGGCCUGGCUACGAGCUGCACCGCAACGGAUACAGCUGCCUCGAGAUGAACACGACGGACAGCAGCCUGGCGGGCAUGCACGGGCCGCUGGUGGCGCCCCUGGCGGCGGGCGACCGCGACGAGGACGUGCUGUACCAGAAGGACGCCAGCUUCUCGGCAGAGCUGGCGGCGGGGCCCGUGCCGGCGCCCGCCGUCUCCUUCACGGCGGCGCCGUGCACGCUGGACUGCGGCUCCGGGGGCACGUGCGUGCAGCCGGCGGAGGGCGCGCCGCCGGGCCAGCGCUGCCAGUGCCCGCUCGGCCGCGGCGGCCCGCGCUGCGAGACGGAGGUGGAGGUGCGCAGCCCGCGCUUCUCUGGCCAGAGCUGGCUGGCGUUCCCUGCGCUGCGAGCCGCGUACAAGCACGUCCAGCUGUCGGUGGAGUUCCGGCCGGAGGCAGCAGACGGUAUCCUCUUCCUGACCGGCGAGCGCGACGACAUGGCGGGCGACUUCAUGGCGCUCCUGCUCCACGCCGGCUACGUGGAAUUCAGGUUCGACUGCGGCUCCGGCCUGGGUGUGGUGCGGUCUGAGGAGACGGUGCAGCUGAACCAGUGGAACCGCGUGACGCUGUACAGGCACCGCUGGGACGCCUGGCUGCAGCUGAACAAGGGCCGCAGGGUCGAGGGCCGCUCCAAGGGCCUGUUCUCGCGCAUCACGUUCCGCGAGCCUCUGUUCGUGGGCGGCCCCGGCAACACGACGGGCCUGGCGGACAAGCUGCCCACCGAGGAGGGCCUGCGCGGCUGCGUGCGCCGCCUCAUCGUCAACGACCGCCUCUACAGCUUCGGACUGGCGCCCGCCGGAGACGCCGUCAAGGGCUUCGACGUCGAGGAGUGCGGCGGCGACGGCUGCAGCCUCAUCUCGUGCCAGCACGGCGGCAAGUGCCUGGCCACGGGCGACUCCGCCGUUUGCCUCUGCCCGCUCGGCUACCAGGGGGACUACUGCGAGACGCGCAUCGACCUCCAGGUGCCGGCGUUCAACGGGUCGAGCUACCUGCGGUACCCGGGCCUGGGCGGGUCUGCGCUCUCGUGGCUGGACCUGCAGAUCACGCUGAAGCCCGCGGCGCCCGACGGCGUGCUGCUCUACAACGGACACCGCGCCGACGGCGUGGGCGACUUCAUGGCCGUCUACAUGACCGCCGGACACCUCGAGUUCGCCUUCGACCUCGGCACCGGCGCCGCCACCAUCAGGAGCGGGGCGCCGCUGUCGCUGGGCCAGUGGCACGAGGCGGUGGUGUCGCGGACGGGCCGGCUGGCGGUCCUCCAGGUGGACGACCGGCCGCCAACGCAGGCCACGGCGCCCGGCGCCUUCACGCAGAUGACGCUGCCGCAGAACCUCUACAUCGGCGGCGUGCCCAACUUCGACAUGGUCUCGCCCAAGGUCAAGGUGCGCACCUCGUUCGUCGGCUGCAUCCAGAAGGUGGUGCUGAACGACCAGCCGCUGGCGGUGGUGGCGGCGGCGCUGGCCGGCGUCAACGUCGCCAACUGCGCGCACCCCUGCUCUGCGCGGCCCUGCGGCCCAGCGGCGCGCUGCGUGCCCGCCAGGGAGCGCUUCACCUGCGACUGCUCGCCCGGCCGCUGCCGUCCGCGGGACCCUAACCCCGCGCCGCGCUUCUCCGGCACUAGCUACCUGCACUUCGGCGACGCCGACACAGUACGACGGAUCGUGAGCUACAAGGUGAACAUCAACAUGCGCUUCCGGACGGGCGUGCCGGAGGGCGUGCUGCUGUGGAGCGGGCGGCGCGACGCGUCCUCGGCCGCCGACUUCCUGGCGCUCGGGGUCGCCGACGGAUUCCUGCACCUGCGCUUCAACCUGGGCAGCGGCGAGGUCGACAUCGUCUACAACGCCACGCGCGUCGACGACAACCUCUGGCACCGCGUCAAGGCCAUCAGGAACGAGCAAGAGGGUUCUAUUACCGUGGACAACGGACCGACAAUCAUCAAAAGAUCUCCAGGGAAGCUGAGACAGCUCAACACUAACACAGGGCUCUAUAUAGGUGGCAUGGAGGACAUCGAGCGCGAGACGCACGGCAAAUACCGCGUCGGCCUCGUCGGCUGCAUCUCAGACCUCAUCCUGGACGCCGACUACCGCGUCAAGCUGGUUGAGAUGUCCACCUCCGGCUGGGGCAUCGAGCGCUGCAACUAACCGCCGCCGGCACGACCACUCAGCGCCGCCGCCUGCAUUUCGUCCAGCUUUCGCCGUUCGGCCGACGAGGAACGAGUCCGAGGCCUCGCUUCGCCAACUCGACAGGCGACGUGGCUUCCACAGCUGCUGCAACGUCCAUACUCCCACCGAGACCUCUCGGCACGCUGAAGUCUGACGGUGCUCUGUCACGGAUAGAUCUCAGUCAUUGCCAAUCGCCAUCAGUGACGGCUUGUGAGGCGCUUCGGGCCGUGGCACGGUUUCUUGGACUCAUUUACGCACUGCAGUUUAUGAGAUACGCACUUGUAUUUGGCGCAGCAAAGUCGGCUUACUCGAACGCGCCAUCCGUGUUAAAAAUGCGAAGUGGUUGGUACUCAGAACUAUCAUCACUUAACAUCGUGACAGAUUAAACAUUGCACAAAGUACCUUGUUAUAGCUACAUUUGCCGCGAUUCUUAGAGCACUAACACACACACACCUGGAUCAAAUAAAUCUGAAACAUCUGUCCUAUCAGUUCCUUCGGUGCGUGAAUUAACAAGAUGGCAAGACGAAGUACAGCUAUUAUGUAUUAGAUGUUUAUUUGAAAUUACUUAUUUGAACAACUUCUUGUGGCUUCAGGAAGUUGGCAAGUCGCAGUAAAAUCGCACUAUAUUUUCAAGUAGUUUACCUCUUGCUCUGAUAGCAAAUCCUAUGCUCUGCAGAUUGGAAACUUAAUAUGUUUCCCGUUUCCAGUUCCGAAUCCCCAAUAAAAACUAUGCCACAAGAAUCACUUUAGAUAUCAAUUUGCGGGAUCUGUGCUGUUAAAUACACUUUCCGUGAUUAAUAUUCUGUACACACUUUGUGUACUUCACAUUUAAUAACCGAAGAUGUACUUACAUCGAAAAUAGAAAUGUUGAUUUCUUUGAGGAGAUGUUUUAACAUGUUAUUGUGACUGAUUCUCGUAAGCCGGAGGCGAAUAUGACGACGAAAUGCUUGCGACAUUUCAGUAAAUAAAUAAAAAAAAAUCGUUACGGAUCUGUUCGAUCUGGAAAAAAAGUCAAUACUGCGGCUCAUGCCACUACACUAUUUGGUGCAUCACGAUAAGAAUAAAUUUAUUAUUAUUAUUAUUAAUUACUAUAAAGAGAAACGCGAUGAUAAAGAGACCUCUAUCUACUUUUUUAUGAAGUGCUUUACAAAUAUUGCUUCCGAAUAAUGGCCUCAUUAUCGAUAAUUCAGUGGAGCGUUGUUCCAGAGAAGAAGUUCAAAUCUAAUGUUGCAUUUAAAAUCAGACGCACUGUUAGACGUGUACCCAAGAGAUAUCCUAUGUAUGUACACCAGCUGUUAUGAGUAUGGAAGGCUGUAGAUAAAAAAAAAAUGAAAAGACUGCUACCGAAAGAGAUAUAAACGUAUAUUCAAAACGUACGAUCAAGCGAAAUUAUACACACUCACCAAAGAACUUCUUUACGGAAGAAGAGGUGAUUAUACCUGUCGUGACUUCAUUUUAAAGUGAGCAGAAACUUCGCGUACGGUGAAAUGGUGGUUUAGAAUAUUGUGCGAGUGUGUAGUUAGCUUCAUUAUGAAUGUGGAGCAAAACAUUCCAGAUAAUUUUUUAAUGAAUUCAGUGUUUUAAAUAACAGCUGGAAAAAUGUAAUCUUUGUGUCAGUCCUGAAUCACUUAAGCUAAAACACAAAGUAAUUUGCACAUAAUUUAGAGAUUUUAGUUUAAUGUGUAUGACAAUGCUCUCAUGUAUGUAUUGUAUCUGAUUUCUCUGUGCUAUCAUUUCAGUAAUGUCUAUUUUCGAUACGCAGACUGACUGUGUAGACUGCGAACGACAUGUAUGUUUUCUAAGCACCAUAUAUAUACGUAUACAUAUAUCA
Molecule: messenger RNA, 4429 nt
Organism: Schistocerca serialis cubense
Lineage: Eukaryota; Metazoa; Arthropoda; Insecta; Orthoptera; Acrididae
Product: pikachurin-like
Exons: 16
Coding region: 1-2577 (858 amino acids)
Molecular function (GO): calcium ion binding
Source: RefSeq, a predicted model, not a curated record